This is a messenger RNA of Tarenaya hassleriana, 1825 nucleotides long. Its product is annotated as elongation factor 1-alpha-like. Gene Ontology annotation, biological process: translational elongation; translation. NCBI's taxonomy places the organism in Eukaryota, Viridiplantae, Streptophyta, Magnoliopsida, Brassicales, Cleomaceae. The coding region runs from base 129 to 1478 and encodes 449 amino acids. The record is from RefSeq and is a predicted model, not a curated record. The transcript is spliced from 3 exons. Gene Ontology annotation, molecular function: translation elongation factor activity; GTPase activity; GTP binding.
UGCUUUCCCCCUCCUUGUAUCUUCCUCUUGCUCUCUCGCUCCGCAUAAGCUCUGCUUCUCUUUCGUUGUCGCGAGAGAGAUCUGUUUGGGCUCAGAUUCUUUGUUUUGAUUCAUUUUAGCAGUUCGCUAUGGGUAAGGAAAAGGUUCACAUCAACAUAGUGGUCAUUGGUCAUGUCGACUCUGGAAAGUCGACCACCACCGGUCACUUGAUCUACAAGUUGGGAGGUAUUGACAAGCGUGUGAUCGAGAGGUUCGAGAAGGAGGCUGCUGAGAUGAACAAGAGGUCAUUCAAGUAUGCCUGGGUGUUGGACAAGCUCAAGGCUGAGCGUGAGCGUGGUAUCACCAUUGACAUUGCUCUGUGGAAGUUUGAGACCACCAAGUACUACUGCACUGUCAUCGAUGCUCCUGGACACCGUGACUUCAUCAAGAACAUGAUCACGGGUACCUCUCAGGCUGAUUGUGCCGUCCUCAUCAUUGACUCCACCACUGGUGGUUUUGAGGCCGGUAUCUCCAAGGAUGGUCAGACCCGUGAGCAUGCAUUGCUUGCUUUCACCCUUGGUGUCAAGCAGAUGAUCUGCUGCUGCAACAAGAUGGAUGCCACCACCCCCAAGUACUCCAAGGCCAGGUCCGAUGAAAUCGUGAAGGAAGUGUCUUCCUACCUGAAGAAGGUUGGUUACAACCCUGACAAGAUCCCCUUUGUCCCCAUCUCUGGUUUUGAGGGCGACAACAUGAUUGAGAGGUCCACCAACCUUGAUUGGUACAAGGGUCCCACCCUUCUUGAGGCUCUUGACCAGAUCAAUGAGCCCAAGAGGCCCUCGGACAAGCCCCUCCGUCUGCCUCUUCAGGAUGUCUACAAGAUUGGUGGUAUUGGUACUGUCCCAGUGGGCCGUGUUGAGACUGGUGUCCUCAAGCCCGGUAUGGUUGUGACUUUUGCUCCGUCUGGAUUGCCAACUGAGGUUAAGUCUGUUGAGAUGCACCACGAGGCUCUCCAGGAGGCUCUCCCCGGUGACAAUGUCGGGUUCAAUGUCAAGAAUGUUGCUGUCAAGGAUCUGAAGCGUGGUUACGUUGCAUCCAACUCAAAGGACGACCCGGCAAAGGAAGCUGCCAACUUCACAUCGCAGGUCAUCAUCAUGAACCACCCCGGUCAGAUCGGUAACGGGUAUGCCCCGGUGCUCGACUGCCACACCUCCCACAUCGCCGUGAAGUUUGCAGAGAUCUUGACAAAGAUCGACAGACGUUCGGGUAAGGAGCUGGAGAAGGAGCCCAAGUUCUUGAAGAACGGAGAUGCGGGUAUGGUGAAGAUGAUUCCGACAAAGCCGAUGGUGGUGGAGACAUUCUCGGAGUAUCCGCCUCUGGGGCGUUUUGCGGUGAGAGACAUGAGGCAGACGGUUGCUGUCGGAGUCAUUAAGAGUGUGGAGAAGAAGGACCCGACAGGUGCGAAGGUGACAAAGGCAGCUGCCAAGAAGGGUGCCAAGUGAACGUUGUUGGUCCAAACUCCUACUCUAUCCGCAGAUGAAAGAAGUAGAAUCUUUCAGAGUGUUUCGAAAGAGGAAGACUUGUUACUUGUUAUUCCUGGUUUUUAUUAUUGUUAUUUUGCUGUUUUGCUUUUGAGGUUUUUGUGGUACAGCUUCGUCUCUCCGUCGUGUGAGCUCCGUUCUCGUAACUGGGUUCUCGAUCGACGGUGGCGGCGUUAAGCUUCUCCACUGAAUCUCCGAUGGCAGUUUUUGUUUCUUUGUUCUUAUGUCUCCGGCUCUGUUCCGAACCUUUUUUUUUUCAAGUGUCUUUGUUUUCCGUACCUUUAUAUGACCAUCGCUUUCUGCGUUUA